CGUGUUUUGCUCUCUGUGUGUGUAUAAAUAGGUAAAUUACGAUCGCGAGUCUUGAAACAAUGAGCUAAAUUCGAUUGUUUGCCCUUGUGAUCACGAUUUUUGUCUCGAACGAUAUGUACAAAAGCCAAGAGAAGAGGGUACCGGAAGGUGCUCAUGUGAGAGAUCCGAAGUUUAGGCUGAACCAGUAGCGGGAGGUAUGGAGGCUCGCGGUGGAGUCCGCAGCAGCGCGAGGCUCAGUGGAGAGGGAGCUCGGAACCAGUGCAACGGCAGCAACGGCCGCCCCGAGAGGCCCAAUCAAGACGCUGCGGCAGCCGCCGCCGCCGCCGCGCUGCGCCGGGCCCGAGCCGCAGAGCGCGCCCGCGAGGUCGAGGACAGCCCGCGAGUGCUUCGAGAAAAGUGUCGGCGUCUCGCACGAGCCUUGCGAAACGCCAAGCAUCUAGUGGUGUACACUGGUGCAGGCAUUAGUACAGCAGCUGACAUUCCAGAUUAUCGUGGGCCACAUGGAGUUUGGACGAGGUUGCAACGUGGUGAGACAGUUGGGCGCGUGGAAGUGUCUCGCGCCCAGCCCACAUUCACACAUAUGGCGCUGACGGCGCUGUGGGCGCGCGGCACGCUCAAGUUCGUGGUGUCGCAGAACUGCGACGGGCUGCACAUCCGCGCGGGGCUCCCCCGGCGCGCGCUCGCCGAACUGCACGGGGACAUGUUCGCGGAGCUGUGCGGCCCGUGCCGGCGCGUCUACCUGCGCGCCUUCGACACCACGGAGCGGACGGCGCGACACGCGCACGGCACCAGGCGCCUGUGCCACGCGUGCGGCGCCGAGUUGAGGGACUCCAUCGUGCACUUCGGCGAGCGGGGCCGCGCCGCCUGGCCGCUCAACUGGGCGGGCGCGCUGCGGCACGCCGCGCAGGCUGACGUCGUGCUCUGUCUGGGCUCCAGUCUCAAGGUUUUGCGCCGCUACCCCCGCCUGUGGCGCAUGCAGGCGGCGCCCCGCGACCGUCCCGCCCUCUACAUCGUCAACCUGCAGUGGACGCCCAAGGACUCGGUGGCCGCGCUCAAGAUCAACGCGCGCUGCGACGCCGUGAUGCGGCACGUGGCCCGCCGCCUGCGCCUGCGCGUGCCCCACUACCGGCCCCACCGCGACCCCCUGCUGGCCCACGCGGAGCCGCUCGCCCCGCCCGAGCUGCACACCACUCGGCGCCCGCUCCUCUCCCGCCCCUCCCCCUCCCCCUCCCCCUCCCCCUCCCCCUCCCCCUCCCCUCGGCUCCGUCUCCGCGACCUCUCCGACGAGAACCUCUCGUCGCCCUCCGCCUCGGACUCGGACGAGGAGUUGCCGCUGCGUCGUCUCGCCGAGCGUCUGCGCGCGCCGCCGUCUCCGAAAACGAACGAUCGAUCUUCCCCGGAGAACGCUCGACGAAAGUCGGGCGACCGUUCUUCGCCGAAUGCGCGGUUCCGCGAUAACGAGCGACCUCCGUCCCCGCAGAAACGGUUUCUGUUACCGAAUACGCACCCCCCUCCGGUGCCGGAUGAGCGAUUGACGACACCGAAUCAUAAACCUCCGUCGGCGAUGAAAAGAUCUCCGUCGCUGUACGAGCUCCUCGCGUCACCUUACAGACAGCCUCCGUUACCGAAAAUGAGAUUUUUGUCACCGAACACGCAUCGACCGCCUCCGUCGAACGAUCGACUCCCACCUCCUUACAUAAAAUCUUCAGUAUCGGAUGAUCGCGUUUUGCCACCGAACAUGCAAGCUUCGCUUCGGAGCGAGCGACUUACAACUCCGUUCACAAAAUCUCCAUUAAUGAAUGCACGUGUUCUGCCACAGCACAUGGAAGUUCCGCCUUCAAACGAGCGACUUACGUCUCCGCACACAGAACCUUUAUUUUCGGAUGACCGCGUUCUGCCACAGAACAUGCGAGUUUCGCCUCAGAACGAGCGACUAACAGGAUCGACCGUUCAACCCUCAUCACCGAAUGACCGCGUUCUGCCAUUGAACAUGCAAAGUCCGCCUCCAAACGAGCUUUUUACGUCUCCGCGUAUAGAACCUCCAUUAUCGAAUCACCACAUUCUGCCACCAAAAAUACAUGUCCCGCCUCCGAACGAUCAGCUAACAUUACCGACCGUGCAACCCCCAUUACCGAAUGACCGCGUUUUGCCACCUAACAUGCAAGUUCCGCCUCCAAACGAGCGAGUUACAUCACCGCAAAUAAAAUCUCCAUUAUCGAAUGACCGCGUUCCACCGAUCGUGCGAAUUCCGUCUCCGAACGAGCGCCUUUCAUUACCGACUAUUCCACCUCCAUUACCAAACGAACGCCUUUCGCCUACCAUACAACCCCAUUUACCGAACGAGCGACUUCUUCCCCCGAACAUGCGAGUACCAUCUCCGACCGAGCGACUAACAUCACCAGAUACUCAGCCUCCAUUAACGAAUGAGCGACUUUCACCGACCAUACAACUUCCUUCGCCGAACGAGAGACUCCUUUCUCCGGCCACACCACCUCUUUUACCUAACGAUAGUCUCCUUUCUCCAACCACAAAACCUCUUUUACCUAACGAUUGUGUCCUUUCUCCAAGCACACAACCUCCUCUAUUACCAAACGAUCGUCUCGUGCUACCGAACGUCCAAGCAGCGUCGCCAGAAUCACGCUUGGCAUCGCCACAGUCGGAGCCCCCCCCGGCGCCGCCGGAGCCCCCCCUGGCGCCGCCGGAGCCCCCCCCAGCCCGGCCCGCCAGCCCGCAGCCCCCGCCGACGCCGGCGCAGCCUCCGCCCGUCAUCAUCAAGUCCCCGCCUCCUACUACGAGACCACCGCCAGAUCUACUGCGCGCCUUCCAGGUGAGCAUGCGGUCGGGCGAGGCGACCAUACUGCUGCGAGCGCAGUACGCGCCCCCCGCGCCGGGCCCCCCCGCGCCCCCCUCGCCCGGCCCCCCCGCGCCCCCCUCGCCGGGCCCCCCCGCGCCCCCCUCGCCCGGCCCCCCCGCGCCGAGCCCCCCCGCGACCCCACGCGCGCCCCCCGCGGCGCCGGCAUCGCUCGCGCUGCGCAGCUUCCGCAUGGUGCGACCCCGCCCGCCGCUCGCCUUCAACGGAAACUGCGCGCCCAAACUGGAACACUUCGCCGUCAAGAAGGAGGAGCCCGACCCUCAACCGUUCGCCCCUAAGAAGGAGGAGGAGCGAACGCUCGCGAAGACGGAGGUCGGCGACCUUAAAAAGGAGGAGGGAGUGGUCAAAAUGGAGAUCGACGGAGCGAACGGCACGCACGGCCUCCGGUCGAAGCUGCGGCGGCUGCUGCAGAGGCCCGAGGACGAGAGACUGAAGGCGGAGGGCGGCGAGGAGGCGCUGGCGGCGGCCUACUUCGCGCGCGCCGUGCUGGUUUGCCGCGCGCAACUCUACUCGGGCCUGCACACCAUCAUCUCCCCUCCGCUGCCUGCGGCCGGAGCUCCCCCCCCUCCCCCCGCCCCCGCCCCCGCCCCCGCCGCCGCCGCCGCCCCCGCUGCGUUGGGCGAAUGUACGUGGUGCCUGCGUCGGCACGGCGCCCGGCGCUGCCUGUGGUACGGUCCCCCGCGUUGUACGUCGUUGGAGCGUCGCGCGCGUCGCCGCCGCCUCCUGUGCGCGUGCUGCGACCCGGCCACCACCCCCCCCCCCCCCUCCCUCGCCCCCGCCCCCGCCCCCGCGCCCCCGCCUCCCCCCGCGCUGGACACCAGCGGGUGGUACGGGAAGGGAUACCGCAAGGGUCGGCGCAGACGCCGGUAGCGCUCGCCCUCCGACCCGCACCGAGCGAUCCCCCCCGCCUCCUCCGCCCCCCACCCCCGCCCCGCCCCCCGCUCGAUGCCGACGGUCGGAUGUUGAGGUGUGAGGAAGGCUCCCGGCGCGACGCGAGGAGUCGACGGCUCGCGAGUGCGCCGCCUCGAUAGAACUGUACAUACGUUGUAUUUAUUUUUUUACAAAGAUUAGCGCGUAGGUUCGAGAACGAAUAGAUAGGUAUUAUUGAAAUGAAUCGAACAGGUGUGCUCCGGUCGAAGGUGGACGCUCGAAGGACCAGAUCUCAUGACUCGUUUGGGACCGCUCCGGGGCCGCUCAUGGUUGUGAUGCAGUGAUCGUGCGACUGCUGUGCUCGCUUUUGUCACAAAGCUGUUUUUAUUUUCGUAGGAGCCGGUGCCAAAAUCGUUGACCUUUAUCUGAUUGGGGCUUUAAUUUAUAUUAAGAACUAAAUGACUCAUCAUGUUAUUCAUGUAUAAUAGAUAAAAAGUUGCCUUAAUUUAUUGAUUGACACAUACACGUAAAGUUGCGUUUUUCUAAUUUUUAUUUAAAACCCAUUCGACUCAUUACUUUUAAGGCUAAAAGCUCACGGAACGGUUUUUACCUGCGACCGCCUUAGCGGAAUAGAAGCUUUUUCAAUUCAAAACUCGGGAAAUCGCAGUUUUUUUGCAGCCCCGCAGCCACCGCGGAUGCGAGACCGCCUGUUAACUUGUCGAGCAAAUGCAGCGAUUCUGCCGUCCACAAGCUAAAACGCGGCUAAAUGACAAAACUAACUUUGGAGAUAUGGCCAAAAAAACAGCGUGUUCACUUUAAAUGAUUGCUAUUUUUUAACAAUUCAUCACGUGACGGGUUUUUAGACUUAAACUAUAAAAGAUGCGAAUACACGUUAAAGACAGAUCGAAAGGGAAUUAAAAACUGUAUAAAAUGCAAUUUAACACUGAAGUAUCGACUAUAUAUCACUUAGCCGCUCUUUAGUUUGAGUACGGCAGGAUUACGUCCACUACAAAACAAAUUUAUUUCGAUUGCCGGUCAGCCGUCAACCAAUCGCCGAGUGCGAGGAUGAAGCCGGGGCUAUGGGUACCGCAAAAAACCGCGUAUAUAUCGCCCAUCAUUCGCGUCGUGGAAUUUGUUAAUGUGCAUUACAGAAGCUCUAUUUUUGAAUCACUCGAUUUGGGUCGAACGCUCGAUUUCUACUAAAAUUCAUUCGACAUAAUUAAUUCCAUAUUUUUGAAUCGCUCGAGUGCAACGAAUGGGUGAGACCGAUCGUUGCAUAGCGAAUGGUGGAGGCGAAUGAUAGAAAAAUUGACAAAUUUGUGUCAGAAGUCACGUGUCAAACUUGAUUCACUUUUGUUUACUAUUGUUUUUCGUUGUUUACUAUUUUUUUUUUUUCAAAUUAUGACCUUUUCUUGAGAGUACCCUUGCAUUCUUAACUCCGAAGACUGAUCAAGUAUCUCGCGCUUACGAUCACUUUCUUUUACGAUAAUCUGUCCUUGUCAUGCUUUAUAUGAAACGACAAGGGCAGACUGAUGUCAAGUUUCUUCUUCUUUUAUUAUGGCAUGACGGCUAAUGCAUGUCAAGUUCACAAAGACCAAUCACGAAUAGCUAAGUGAAGUACCGUCAUAAAAAACGACAAACUAAUAUUAUACAGCCAUGUACUGAGAAUUUUUCGUUCCGUUUUCAUUGCGGUAAUUACCGGUUGUUAUUUUUCUGCGUAAAAUGAAUAAAAUUUUAUAUUUCGUAUUAAACUGGUAACACCGGUGACGAACGAUUCAAAAAUACGGAAUAUCGUGCGACUAGAAAGUCGAAGGUGACUUAUGUCGCAUUCGACGAUACUAUGUCAGGCGAGUGAUUCAAAAAUAGAGCUCCAGGAGCUCCUUGAGCUGUAAUUGCCGCAAUCAAAACCGAACAAUAAAUUCUCGUUAUCGUUUCAUAUAAAGCAUGACAAUGAUAGAUCAUCGUCGUCUAAUAGCACAAAAAAUUAGACAAUUAUUCUAUCAUUCGCCUCCACCAUACGCCAUGCAGCGAGUGGUCUCACCCAUUCGUUGCACUCGAGCGAUUCAAAAAUACAGAAUUAAUUAUAUCGAAUGAAAUUUAGUAGAAAUCGAGCGUUCGACGCAAGACGAGUGAUUCAAAAAUAGAGCUCCAGGUCGCGGCACAUAACUCCAGCGCUGAACAAAGUACAGAGGGAAUAGCUGCGCAAGCGCAUGGGUACGACUGAAGAGUUUCCCAACACAUCCUAAUUUUUACUUCUGCGCAAUAACGGUCAGCGCUAGAGUUUCGUGGCGCGAUUUAUACUUACAUUUUUACAAUCUGCUAGAGUUGCGCGACUGUCGCGGGUGAAAAUCGCUACGUGUGUUCUUAGCCUUACGCAACCUAUUCACAUUCGAUGAGAAAAAUGCUAGAUUAGGAAAUUAUUAUUUAAAAAGAUAUUUUUUUUUGUUUGUUUUAAUGUGUAUUUAAUUAUGAUUCGUUACGUUACAGUAACGCAAACAUCACAAUAAUAUUACUUCCGUGUGACAUGUUUUUAUUAAACUUGUUACCAGUAAACAAGCCUUUAUGAAAAUAAAAAUGUAUUGUCAAUAAUUACCUCCAUUCCACAGUUAGUGUGAACAAACAUACGAACAGGGUUAUUUGCAAUAAACCCAUCUUUUAUAAUGUUAUUUAAUGAAACAAUUACAUUAUGAUAUUAGAAUGAUUUGUGAGUUGUGUAUUUGAGUAAUGAUUGGUUGAUUAAUCGUGGAAUAUAAGCUGAACUUGUGUACCAGAAAUGGUAAUAUUACAAUUUUUAUGAAAUCAUACAAUGUCUUUUAA
Chilo suppressalis (striped riceborer) is the source of this 6559-nucleotide messenger RNA. The record is from the annotation of a GenBank genome assembly. Lineage: Eukaryota; Metazoa; Arthropoda; Insecta; Lepidoptera; Crambidae.